GUCGUUCGACUCAUCGAAAUAAAACGUCGAUUCACGUGGUGGGACCAGUGUGUCGCCACGUAUGUUGCCGUCUACCUGUAUAAAAGUAUCGUGAUCCGGGAUUCCGAUCAGAGUACAGUUGGCCGCUGCUAUCCGAGCGAACAUGAUCGAGAUGAUUUUCUUGGUGCUGUUCGUCGGAUCGCUUGGAGCUUCAGCAGCUUCUGGAGCCUCUUUCCUCGCGGAAAACACGGAAUCGGUUUGGUCCUCGUUACCAAGCACGGAAAAUCUUGAGGAGAAAGCGAUGCCUCUGUCGAAGCUGGUCGUCGACAAGCCCUUCCUAUUACCCGGAGGAUUGAAUCUGCUGGAAAAGUCUCAAGUACCUGCCAAGCUGCCCGGGACAAGAAAUCUGGAGGAGAAACGUAUUCCAGAAUUGGUGUUGCAGAAAUUAGCGCAACCACCCCGCGAGAUCCAUCAAUAAGAUUAAACGACGUGAUUUGCGAAUUUGUGGAAGUGAUAAGACAAAUUGUAAAUUUAAUCGAGUAAAUAGAAUAAAUAUACGAUUUCAAUUUUUCAAA
Messenger RNA from Osmia lignaria (orchard mason bee), 554 nucleotides. RefSeq lists its product as uncharacterized. NCBI's taxonomy places the organism in Eukaryota, Metazoa, Arthropoda, Insecta, Hymenoptera, Megachilidae. The record is from RefSeq and is a predicted model, not a curated record.